Messenger RNA from Eleginops maclovinus (Patagonian blennie), 2725 nucleotides. RefSeq names its product proton channel OTOP3-like. Gene Ontology annotation, cellular component: membrane. The record is from RefSeq and is a predicted model, not a curated record. Gene Ontology annotation, biological process: proton transmembrane transport. Lineage: Eukaryota; Metazoa; Chordata; Actinopteri; Perciformes; Eleginopidae. Gene Ontology annotation, molecular function: proton channel activity. The transcript has 7 exons. Bases 74 to 1870 code for a protein of 598 amino acids.
UUACAGCACUUUCAGAUGCAAGCCUUCACAUGUUGAACUAGAGGAAAGUACAAAGAGAAAGUCUUCGUUCUGAAUGGAAAGGGAAAAAAGAAGAAGGCAGGUGAAAGGAACUAAAAACAAAUUUUGGAGAAAAAACAUGAAGGUAGAUAACGGCGUCACAGAGCUGGAUUCCUCCCGGGGGAAAGCUGAAAAUCUGCAAAAUGACGAACCAGUUAGGAACUCAGAGCAUCAGAUCCAGGACCCGGUGCUGGUGUGGGUCCCCAGCGGGAGGCGUCUGAUCUCGGGUCUGCUGGGUCUGAAUGUGAUUCUGUUGGGAGCUGCCCUGGUGGCUGGACAGGUUUUCAACCCCGAGGGCCUGAAGCACCAGGAGCCCCUGGUGUUCAUGCUGUUGCUGAUUGGGGUCAGUGUGCUGUGGAUGCUGUGGUACCUUAUGUGGGCCAGUAAACAGCCCGGCAUCUGCCCACAUAAGGACCACCAUGCUGGGGGAAUCACUGUCACCGUGGUGCUCAUGCUGUUUGCUGCAUUCAGUCUGCUGUUGUAUAUCUUCAGGGUUGGUUAUUUGAUCAGCAUGAGGGAGUGUAAGCCUGCUACUAAAGUGCUCUCUCCAUUCAUCGAGGCUCCUUUCCUCGUGCUGCAGACGUAUCUACUGUGGGCUCACUCCAAAGACUGCAUUCACAGACACAAGAUCAUCACCAGGUCGGGGCUGAUGGUGAUUCUCGCGGCUGACCUGCUGCUGUGGCUCAACGCGGUGACGGAGGACACCAUCCACGAGGAGAUCGAGUUAGAAAAAGAAGACAGGCUGGACUUCAGCAACAUAAACUCAUCUGAAGCAGAUACCUCAGCUUUAGCAGGACUUGCAAAUUCCACCUUGUGCCAGUGCAGUGCGAGUGCAGCCUGCCUCAUCUUCAGGAAAGGCUUCGAGAUCCUCUACCCCUUCAACAUGGAGUACUACCUGAUGGCAGGCUGCAUGAUCUACGUCAUGUGGAAGAACGUGGGCCGCAGGAUGAGUCCUGGUCCCCACCAUGUCUCCCAGAAGCUCACCUUUCAUGUUGUCUACCAAGGAGGGGUCAUAUACGGGCUGGUAUUCGGAGCCCUGGUGCUCGCAGCUGGAGUUGUCAUCUUCAUUCUCUACCAGGUCUGGGUGGGGCAGCAGCAGCUCCGCCUCACCGCCUUCCUCAUGUUUUAUGGGUAUCACCUAGCAGUCAUGCCUGUUAUGUCUCUGUGCACCCUGGCCGGGAUGCUGGUGUACAGGCUGGAGAGGAGGGCCAACGAAGGGGGGCACAACCCCACCCGCAGCCUGGAUGUGCUCCUCCUGGUGGCGGCAGCUAUGGGUCAGCUAGCCCUGUCCUACUUCUCCCUGGUGGCGGCGCUAGCUGUGGGAACCCAGGGGCUUCUGGGGGACCUCGACCUGUCCUACUCUCUCCUCAGUCUGCUGGAGCUCAUCCUCCAGAACAUCUUCAUCAUCGAAGGCCUGCACAGGCACCCCAAACUCUUCGCCAAGAGGAAGGAGAAGCAGCGGAGCAGCAUCUUCAAACCUAAGAAAAAAGUUGCUGCUCAAAAGCCAGUGGAGGGGAAGACGGAUGUUUCGCUGCUGGAGGGGAACACCAUAGCGGCUGCUCAACAGCAUGAUGGGAAGAAGCCCUGGACCAAAAGAGCGAUACAAGAAAUAUGUGCCUUCCUCAUCCUUUCUAAUGUGAUGCUUUGGGUCAUCCCUGCGUUUGGAGUCCACCCCCAGUUUGAGAACGGCCUGGGGAAACAGUUUUUCGGCUUCUCUGUGUGGUUCGUUUUGGUGAACCUGGGUCAGCCGCUCAGCGUCUUCUACAGGAUGCACUCAGUGGGGGCUCUGAUGGAGCUGCUCAUCUCUGCGUGACCUGCAGCAGAGGCAUAACUCUACUACAUGACUGAUAUAGCAGGAAAUAUGAAAAUGUUUAGUGGAAAAACCACAUGACACUCACUUAUGAGUUGGUUUAUAUAUUAAAUGGGAGUUUGGAAAAGAGUUUGAGGACAUCUUUUUAUAGUUUUGGUCUGAGACUGUUUUUUUAUGUUUUUUCCUUUUAGUUCCAAUAGUCCUUAAACUGCCUGCUUAAGACAUUUUCAAGUUGACAUACCAUGCUUCAGUAAACUCUUGAAUAGGGAAGCUUUUAGGUGUCUUAAGAUGGGUGGUUGCUAACAAUUUCCUAAAUCAGACUACAGAGGUUCUUUAGGGACAUUGAACAUCAUCGCUAGUCCAAUUUAUCAGCUUUGUUGUGUUUGUACUGGCGCUCCUGGAAACUAUCCUAAGUUAUGUUUGAUUGUCGUGAAAUGCAAUUACAAGUUGCAAGCUUAGUGGUAGUACUGUUGAAGUUAUGUGACAGGGGUGCAAGUUGUACAUUGCCUAAGUUUAAUCCUUAGUUUUUAACUUCCAGGCCAAUUCCCUUUGUACAUCUACAAGUACUUAAGUAGUGUCCAAUGGUAAGCUCUCAUUGGAUUUUUGUUGAAGGAACAAAUGGGACUCACUUUCGAGUUGGCAGAUGAAAAUACGUCAUCCCUGCAGCACUUAAAUAAAAGGACAUUAAAAAGGUUCAGCAAACAUUCGUAUCUGCUUGGAGAACUGAGAUUUUCCAACUGUCAACAGUUUGUGUUUGUCCCUUUCCUGCUUCAAUGUGAACGUGCCCACACGCACAAACCCAGCUCUGUAAAGACAUUUCUGCUAGUCUGGAAAAGUAAAUAAAAAAUGUUAAACACA